AGUUUACAGUGAUCUUAUUUAAUGCGUUUCCCCAUGUUUCCUUGUCAAGUCUAUGAAUUCUCACGUAUCAAGCAAAAUCAAUGCACCGCCAUGUUCAUCUAUAUAUAGAUUAAAUUUAAGCAUGGAUUCUUCAGUUAAUGUCCCAAGAUGGACACCAAACCCUGCAAGAUCACCUCAAAAGGAGCCUGAACCAGCUCAUGAUGCCUUAGAAGUUCAAAGCAUAGUUUCUGAAGAAGAUAACUACAGCUUUUCUAACAAUAUGGAAACAAAUUUCCCGUUUAGCACUGGCUUUACAAGGAGCACUAACCCUCCUUCUGACUCAGGAUUAAAUUUAAGCAUGGAUUCUGCAGUUAAGGUCCCAAGAUGGACACCUAGCCCUGCAAGAUCACCUCAAAAGGAGCCUGAACUUGCUCAUGAUGCCUUGAUGGUUCGGAGCAUAGUUUCUGAAGAAGAUAACUACAGCUUCUCUAACAAUAUGGAAAUAAAUUUCCCGUUUAGCACUGGCUUUACAAGGAGCACUAACCCUCCUCCUGACUCAGGAUUAAAUUUAAGCAUGGAUUCUUCAGUUAAUGUCCCAAGAUGGACACCAAACCCUGCAAGAUCACCUCGAAAGGAGCCUGAACCAGUUCAUGAUGCCUUGGAGGUUCAAAGCAUAGUUUCUGAACAAGAUAACUACAGCUUUUCUAACAAUAUGGAAACAAAUUUCCCGUUUAGUACUGGCUUAACAAGGAGCACUAACCCUCAUCCUGACUCAGGGUUAAAUUUAAGCAUGGAUUCUGCAGUUAAGGUCCCAAGAUGGAUACCUAGCCCUGCAAGAUCACCUCAAAAGGAGCCUGAACUUGCUCAUGAUGCCUCGAAGGUUCGAAGCCUAGUUUCUGAAGAAGAUAACUACAGCUUCUCUAACAAUAUGGAAACAAAUUUCCCGUUUAGCACUGGCUUUACAAGGAGCACUAACCCUCCUCCUGGCUCAGGAUUAAAUUUAAGCAUGGAUUCUUCAGUUAAAGUCCCAAGAUGGACACCAAACCCUGCAAGAUCACCUCAAAAGGAGCCUGAACCAGCUCAUGAUGCCUUGGAGGUUCAAAGCAUAGUUUCUGAAGAAGAUAACUACGGCUUUUCUAACAAUAUGGAAACAAAUUUCCCGUUUAGCACUGGCUUAACAAGGAGCACUAGCCCUCCUCCUGACUCAGGAUUAAAUUUAAGCAUGGAUUCUGCAGUUAAGGUCCCAAGAUGGAUACCUAGCCCUGCAAGAUCACCUCAAAAGGAGCCUGAACUUGCUCAUGAUGCCUUGAAGGUUCGAAGCAUAGUUUCCGAAGAAGAUAACUACAGCUUCUCUAACAAUAUGGAAACAAAUUUCCCGUUUAGCACUGGCUUUACAAGGAGCACUAAUCCUCCUCCUGACUCAGGAUUAAAUUUAAGCAUGGAUUCUUCAGUUAAUGUCCCAAGAUGGACACCAAAACCUGCAAGAUCACCUCAAAAGGAACCUGAACCAGCUCAUGAUGCCUUGGAGGUUCAAAGCAUAGUUUCUAAAGAAGAUAACUACAGCUUUUCUAACAAUAUGGAAACAAAUUUCCCGUUUAGUACUGGCUUAACAAGGAGCACUAACCCUCCUCCUGACUCAGGAUUAAAUUUAAGCAUGGAUUCUGCAGUUAAGGUCACAAGAUGGAUACCUAGAUCUGCAAGAUCACCUCAAAAGGGGCCUGAACUUGCUCAUGAUGCCUUGAAGGUUCGAAGCAUAGUUUCUGAAGAAGAUAACUACAGCUUCUCUAACAAUAUGGAAACAAAUUUCCCGUUUAGCACUGGCUUUACAAGGAGCACUAACCCUCCUCCCGACUCAGGAUUAAAUUUAAGCAUGGAUUCUUCAGUUAAUAUCCGAAGAUGGACACCAAGCCCCGCAAGAUCACUUCCAAAGGAGCCUGAACCUGCUCAUGAUGCCUUGAAGGUUCGAAGCAUAGUUUCUGAAGAAGAUAACUACAGCUUCUCUAACAAUAUGGAAACAAAUUUCCCGUUUAGCACUGGCUUUGCAAGGAGCACAAACUCUCAUCCUGACUCAGAUAUUGAUCAUGAAGAGCCCUCUUUCAGGAUUGAGAUGGACCCAGUUGGUAGCAGAGUUGAUUGUACACCAAAAGCUGAUGGAAUUUUCUUGACAUGGACUGAUUCGGGUGGGAAAAAGCAAACCAGGGCAAUCUUACAGGGGCUUACCGGAUAUGCUGAGCCUGGUGAGGUACUAGCCAUCACGGGACCUUCAGGUUCUGGCAAGUCCACCCUUCUUGAUGCGUUGGCAGGAUUAAAUUUAAGCAUGGAUUCUUCAGUUAAUGUCCCAAGAUGGACACCAAACCCCGCAAGAUCACCUCAAAAGGAGCCUGAACGAGCUCAUGAUGCCUUGGAGGUUCAAAGCAUAGUUUCUGAACAAGAUAACUAUAGCUUUUCUAACAAUAUGGAAACAAAUUUCCCGUUUAGCACUGGCUUUACAAGGAGCACUAACCCUCCUUCUGACUCAGGAUUAAAUUUAAGCAUGGAUUCUGCAGUUAAGGUCCCAAGAUGGAUACCUAGCCCUGCAAGAUCACCUCGAAAGGAGCCUGAACUUGCUCAUGAUGCCUUGAAGGUUCGAAGCAUAGUUUCUGAAGAAGAUAACUACAGCUUCUCUAACAAUAUGGAAACAAAUUUCCCGUUUAGCACUGGCUUUACAAGGAGCACUAACCCUCCUCCUGACUCAGGAUUAAAUUUAAGAACUGAUUCUUCAGCUAAUGUCCCAAGAUGGACACCAAGCCCUGCAAGAUCACCUCAAAAGGAGCCUGAACCUGCUCAUGAUGCCUUGAAGGUUCGAAGCAUAGUUUCUGAAGAAGAUAACUACAGCUUCUCUAACAAUAUGGAAACAAAUUUCCCGUUUAGCAUUGGCUUUUUAAGGAGGACAAACCCUCAUCCUGACUCAGAUAUUGAUCAUGAAGGGCCCUCUUUCAGAAUUGAGAUGGAACCAGUUGGUAGUAGAGUUGAUUGUAAACCAAAAGCUGAUGGAAUUUUCUUGACAUGGACUGAUCUUUGGGUGACUGUUUCGAGUGGGAACAAGCAAACCAAGGCAAUCUUACAGGGGCUUACCGGAUAUGCUGAGCCUGGUGAGGUACUAGCCAUCUUGGGACCUUCAGGUUCUGGCAAGUCCACCCUUCUUGAUGCGUUGGCAGGAAGAAUAGGUUCAAAUACACGACAAACUGGGGAGAUCCUGAUUAAUGGUCACAAGGAAACACUAGCUUUUGGAACUUCGGCUUACGUGACUCAAGAUGAUACUCUAAUGACAACACUGACAGUAAGGGAAGCUGUUUACUACUCAGCACAGCUUCAAUUGCCUGAUUCCAUGUCAAGGUCUGAAAAGAAGGAAAGAGCUGAGAUGACAAUCAGGGAAAUGGGGUUGCAAGAUUCCACGGAUACAAGAAUCGGAGGGUGGAGCACAAAAGGACUUAGUGGUGGACAAAAGAGAAGAGUUAGCAUUUGCAUUGAGAUCUUAACACGGCCAAAGCUUCUCUUCCUUGAUGAGCCUACUAGUGGACUAGACAGUGCAGCAUCGUACCAUGUUAUGAGCCGGAUAGUUAAGCUAGCCUGCAGAGAUAGAAGGACUGUAAUUGCAUCCAUCCAUCAACCUAGCAGUGAAGUUUUUCAGCUCUUCCACAAUCUCUGCCUUCUCUCCUCUGGAAAAACAGUCUAUUUUGGUGCUGUUUCAAUGGCUGAGCAGUUUUUUGCUACAAAUGGCUUCCCAUGUCCAUCUUUGAGGAACCCAUCAGAUCACUAUCUUAGAACUAUCAACAAAGACUUUGAUGAAGACAUAGAACUAGGACAAGGUAGCAUUAACACAGAGAAAGUCAUCGAUACUCUUGUCCAGUCAUACAAGUCAUCAGGGAUAUGCAACCAAGUUAAGGAGCACGUAUUCAAGAUAUCUCAACAGAAAGGAGGACUUCUUGAGAAGAAGGGAAGCCAAGCGAGCUUCAUUACCCAAAGCAUUGUUCUUACGAAGAGAUCUUUUGUUAAUAUGUAUCGUGAUUUAGGUUAUUACUGGCUUCGCCUUGCAAUUUACAUUGCAUUAUGUUUAUGUGUUGGGACUAUCUUCUUUGAUAUUGGUUUCAGCUUUGGCUCAAUUCAGGCUAGAGGCUCCAUGCUCAUGUUUGUUGCAGCAUUCUUGACAUUCAUGGCAAUAGGUGGAUUCCCUUCUUUUGUUGAGGACAUGAAGAUCUUUGGACGGGAAAGAUUAAAUGGACAUUAUGGGGUUGGAGCAUUUGUCAUUGGAAAUACCUUUUCAUCCAUCCCCUACUUGUUUAUGAUCUCUUUAAUCCCAGGGGUUCUAGCUUAUUACCUUGUUGGACUUCAAAAGAGUUUUGAACACUUUGCCUACUUCGUGAUAUUGCUCUUCGCCUGCACGAUGCUGGUUGAGAGCUUAAUGAUGACUGUUGCAAGCAUCGUGCCAGAUUUUCUCAUGGGAAUCAUUACGGGAGCCGGUAUCCAAGGGGUGAUGAUGUUAAAUGGAGGCUUCUUCCGGUUGCCAGAUGAUCUUCCGAAACCAUUUUGGAGGUACCCCAUGUACUACAUUGCGUUUCACAAGUAUGCUAAUCAAGGGUUCUACAAGAAUGAAUUUGAAGGAUUAACUUUCCCCAACAAUCAAGCAGGAGGACCCGCCACCAUUACUGGUGAUGAAAUCUUGAGAAACUUUUGGCAAGUAGAGAUGGGCUACUCUAAAUGGAUUGACAUGGCCAUCUUGUUUGGCAUGGUAAUCAUAUAUCGUCUCAUGUUUUGGGGUAUUAUUAAGACUGUUGAAAAGGCUAAGCCCCUCAUUAAGGCUUAUAAGGCAGUUCCUCCAAGGCUGUCAAGUCAGAUAUCAGAAACUCCAUUCCCCACCAAUUCACAAUGAGAAUUUAUGGCUUUGCCUAGGUUUGCUAGUGACAUUUGCAGUUGAAUAAAACUAAAUUACAUACUAAUUUCUUGUUUGUUUUCAAUUAAAUUCUCUUUAGUCAGCACUUUCUGAAUCCAAUGCCACAUUUCUGUUUACUUUGUCAUUGAUAAAUUAAAUUGCAUUUAUCCUUGGGCUUGUAAAGUUCGGAGUCUAUUCCUUGG
Molecule: messenger RNA, 5091 nt
Organism: Durio zibethinus
Lineage: Eukaryota; Viridiplantae; Streptophyta; Magnoliopsida; Malvales; Malvaceae
Cellular component (GO): membrane
Molecular function (GO): ABC-type transporter activity; ATP binding; ATP hydrolysis activity
Source: RefSeq, a predicted model, not a curated record